UCCUGGUACAUUUUGUACUUUGUUUUAGCUGCAUUUCUAGAUGUCGAUGAAUUCGACCUUAAUCAUACCAAAUGCUUUUAUUGUAAAGUUGUGUUUACGCAUGAUGCACGUACGUCACAAAUCUAUGUCUGUAUAAAAGAGAGAACACUGUUCUUUGUCAACAAGAGAAGUAAAUGCUUUGUCCCAGAUGAAAACAUACAUAUUUGUUGGUCUGAAACAGGAGUGUGGGAGACAGAAGGGGAGUUUUACCCUGUGUUUUAGGCCCAUCAUUAUCAUAUCCAGGACGACGGGGAAUAAACACAAACCCUGUGAUUCUGGAGAUUACGUUGCUUGUUUCGCCUGUCUUCGGGAAGAACUUCCCUCUAAACGGAGCUCAACUCAGACAACUGGGUCAACUCUGCGGCGCGAGGGGAAGCUGCAGUUUAACUGCACACAUGUUGGCUGAGGUCAGCUGGCUGCUCUUUGUAAUUCUCAUUCCUCGGAGGUGGAUCAUCGCAGCCGCGGGGCUGACUCACGCCCGGCUGAGUUAAAACGGCUGCAGCGCCCGGGAACACAAAGAGUCUGCUGUGAGGCUCCUGCUGAACACUUCUCACUCCGUAAAGCGCCGGCUGUGGAUCCGCGGGACCGGACCUGUGGACCUGAUGAUGGACGGAUCAGGACUCCUGCCGCCGCCGCCGCUGCUGCUGCUGCUGCUGCUGGGCCUCAGAGCUGCACUGUGUGAGGUGGAGUGGACAGAGCUGAACGAAGCAAAGGCGUAUUUAAAGCAGUAUGGCUACUUAAAUGACCCGGCUGACCCACAGGACCCUUCUUACCUGGAGGAGGUCAUUGAAGCACUAAGAGUCUUCCAGGGGGUGAAUGAGCUGCCCCCUACUGGGGAGCUAGAUGGAGCCACGCUUGGAGUGAUGAGGCAGCCCCGCUGCGGCUUGGAGGAUCCGUUCAACAAAAAGUUACACAAGUUCAAAGUGAUGGGUCGUUGGAGGAGGAAGAGACUCACUUACCGCAUCUAUAACUACACACCUGACAUGGUGAGGUCGGAGGUCAGGAAGGCCCUCCGCUCUGCCUUUAAAUACUGGAGCGACGCGGCUGAUCUGACGUUCACAGAGAUCGACUUUGGCAGAGCAGACAUCAAGAUCUCCUUUCAUAAGAAAGACGGCUUCUGCCCAGUCCCGUUUGACGGCCGGGGUCGCGUACUGGCUCAUGCCGAGUCACCAGAAUCUGGCGUCGUCCAUUUUGACGAGGACGAGUUCUGGACGGAGGCAUCGUACCACGGCACUAACCUGCGUAUCGUGGCUGCCCAUGAAAUAGGCCACGCUCUGGGACUGGGCCACUCCCAGUUCAGGAGCGCCCUGAUGGCGCCGGUUUACGCUGGUUACCGCGUCAACUUCAGGCUGCAUUCAGACGACGUUAACGGCAUUCAGACACUUUACGGCAAACCCAUCAGCACCAUAACGUCCAGUACACCGACCCUGGGCAGCCCGGAGCAGGGCAGCCCCAUACCGGACCCCUGCACUGCAGACCUGGAUGCCAUCAUGUUGGGACCAUGGGACAAAACCUUCGCCUUCAGUGGGGACUAUGUGUGGACGAUCUCUGAUAUGGGCCACAACAGUCCCAUAAGGAUCAACAGACUGUGGUGGGAACUCCCGGGCAGCCUGAACGCCGCCGUCCACUCACAGAGAACCAACAAGACCUACUUCUUUAAAGGCAGUAAAGUGUGGCGGUACACCAGGUUCACGCUUGACUACGGCUACCCCAAACAGGUCAAGCGCGUCCCUCCUAACAUCGACGCAGCCUUGUACCUGCACAUUAACCAGAAGCUCGUGUUCAUAAAGGGGUCGGACCACUGGCAGUUUGACGAGGUGAAACCCAACCUGUCUUUCCACCCUAAGCCGCUGAGCAGGCUCAUCAGCGGCCUGCCGUCCUCUCCUGACGCAGCCUUCACCUGGGACAACGGAAAGAUCUUUUUCUUCAAGGGCGACAACUACUGGCGAGUGAACGAGCAGCUGACAGUGGACAGGUGGUACCCGCAGAGCAAGGCGAAGCGAUGGAUGAGAUGCUAGCGACCCACCACCAGGGGGCAGCAGCAACUAGAGGACAGGGCUCUGACUCCAAUCCGAGGGCAUUGACUAAUAAACCUGGACAUCAGUGACUGUGAAUUGGGUGAAAAAUAGUGAGAGACUGACUGACUUCACUUCACUGGAUUUCAUUACUGUUGAGCCCCUUCAGGCUGAUUCGUGGAGAGCAGAGAGUCUCCACAGGCUGAUGAAUUAUGUAAGCUUCAGUAUAAUCCUGAGGAGAAAUGGAGGCCAUCUGUUUUCCUUUUUUCUUCCACAUAUGUGUUGGAUUAUGUGUUGCAACACUUUUCUUAAGAUGUUACAUUAUGGCUUUAUUUCUUGCAUGUUGUGCAUGUUUUGGAUCAGAUUAUUAUUAUUAUUUUUACAGAGAAAAUGUGAGAUUUUAUUAAAUAAACAGACAUCGUCAACGA
This is a messenger RNA of Poeciliopsis prolifica (blackstripe livebearer), 2482 nucleotides long. RefSeq names its product matrix metallopeptidase 19 (gene mmp19). Gene Ontology annotation, cellular component: extracellular matrix. NCBI's taxonomy places the organism in Eukaryota, Metazoa, Chordata, Actinopteri, Cyprinodontiformes, Poeciliidae. Gene Ontology annotation, molecular function: zinc ion binding; metalloendopeptidase activity. The transcript is spliced from 9 exons. Bases 642 to 2057 code for a protein of 471 amino acids. The record is from RefSeq and is a predicted model, not a curated record. Gene Ontology annotation, biological process: collagen catabolic process; extracellular matrix organization; proteolysis.